CAAGUCGUCAAUAUGGCCCACCAGUUGAAUAGCGACAUAGCCAAUAUCACCAAUCAUAAAUAUGUGGCUCACCAAAUAGCUUUACUCUAUCAAUCUAUAUGCACAAAUGCCUUGAAGAAAUGCACUUUCCUGCAGCCAUAUCAAAAAAGCAUCGAAGACAACUUUAAACAUGUGAAGAACACAAUAAACAGUUCUGGGGAUACCCCACAUGUUACUCAACAGCAAAAACAGUGGCUCUUGGAUUUGACUAGUGGCAUAGUGAACACCGCUGUCUCCCAACUACGCAGCAUCAUUCCUCCUGACAUUGCCAUGGUUACCAGACCUACGAAGUAAUCUCUACCAUAGCAACAUACUUUAACCUUUGCAAAACG
Messenger RNA from Lingula anatina, 371 nucleotides. RefSeq lists its product as uncharacterized. The record is from RefSeq and is a predicted model, not a curated record. NCBI's taxonomy places the organism in Eukaryota, Metazoa, Brachiopoda, Lingulata, Lingulida, Lingulidae.